UAUUAAAAAGUAAAUAGGUACAUUUGAGUCCAUACAAUGUAAUCUGCAGUAUAUAAUAUUAUAAUCUUUUUGGCAAUACGGAUUUAGGAUUCUGUCUUGUCUAUGGAUUCUGUUUUAAACGAAGUUAUUUUUGUUAUAAGCUAUUAAACCGUUGCACUAACAAAAACGUAUCCAAGAUUAAAACAACGUUUACCAGAACAUAAAAUAAACGUUAAAAUGUGAGAAUAAUACUUACUUUCAUUGACUGGAACCAACCCUUUUUUGGACAAAAAACAUUUAUGAACUGACAUCAUGGUGAGUGUUAUAGAGGAUACAGAAAGCGAUGACCAUGCAAAAUGCUUGGUACGGAAAUUUGAAAAUCCCCAUGACAAAUCUUUUGAUUCAGAUAAGUUUGAAUGUACCGUUGAUAAGCAUAAAACUGUCCGUCAUUUCAUUCAUACUGUAGCGCAGUAUUAUAACUUGGACGUCGAUUCAUUUUUUCUCACAUUAAGUUCAUUUAAAUCGGAUUCGUCAGAUUCUACUGAAAAGCCAGAAUUAGUCGAAAGCGAUGAUCGUAAAUUAUGUGAUAUUGGUUUGGUUUUUGGUGAUGGUGCCAUAAAUCGAUUUGUAUUAACAGACAACUGUCAACACGAAGAAUCUGAUCAAGCCAAAUGUGUGAUCAAAAUACAUAAGUCCAUGAAAGUUUAUCCAUUAACAGUAGAGAAAAACCAAACUGCUGGAGAUCUUUUCAAAAAAGUAUUUCAAUAUUGUCAAUCAAACGAUAUCAAUACCGAUGCUUUUGUUCUGACAUUUAACUCUUAUGAUAUUGAAACGAGCACCGAAUUACUUAAACUGAAAAUAACAGAAGACGAUACCCGAUUGCUGAGUGAUAUUGGCGUAGUGUAUCGUCAAGGAGUUAAUAAUCGUUUUGAGUUGAUGACAAGUAGUUUAUCGGAUAGUAUUGAAAAUGGUACAUCUUCAAAAUCAUGUUCACCUACUCAAGAUAUAAAAGCUGAUGGACCGUAUUCAAAAGUUCAUUCUUCAGUGCGUAGAAAUGGUUUGGAUGUAUCUUCUGUUAUUGAAAAUAAUUCACUGGAGUCAUCUUCCCCGAUGCCAAUGCUUGCUUUACCUACAACUAGUAUGCUAUAUAAUCGGUCAACUGAAAGAACACUUACAGGUUACAGGGGUUUAGUAAACCAAGCAAUGACUUGUUAUUUGAAUAGUUUAUUGCAAGCCUUAUAUAUGACACCGGAAUUUAGAAAUGCGUUAUACAAAUGGAAGUUUGAUUUUAAUGCCAACACAGAUGAGUCAAAAUCAAUCCCUUUUCAACUUCAAAAGUUGUUUUUGAACCUACAAACUUCACCCCGCCAUAGUGUUGAAACGACUGAACUCACUCGUAGUUUCGGUUGGGAUUCAAGUGAAGCUUGGCAACAACAUGAUGUCCAAGAACUCUGCAGAGUUAUGUUCGAUGCACUUGAACAGGAGUUUAAAAAUACUACCCACGUUGAUCUCAUAAAUCAACUCUAUCAAGGUAAAAUGAUAGAUUAUGUUAAAUGUCAAGAAUGUGGCAUUGAGAAGUCUAGAGAAGAUACCUUCUUGGACAUACCAUUACCUAUUCGUCCAUUUGGGAGUACUAAUGCGUAUGGCUCUAUCAUGGAAGCUUUGCAAGGGUUCACUCAACCUGAAACCUUAGAUGGCAAUAAUCAAUAUUUUUGUGAACGUUGUAACAAAAAAUGUAAUGCACAUAAAGGUCUAAAAUUCAGCAAGUUUCCUUAUAUCAUGACAUUACAUUUAAUGCGUUUUGACUUUGACUACAACACCAUGUAUCGUAUUAAACUUAACGACAAAGUUGAAUUCCCUUUAAAAUUGAACGUCAAUGGUUUUAUAUCGAGUAACAAAAAUGGUCUAGAUAAAGACGAAGUGCUAUCUGAAGGAUUUCCUGAGGAAUUAUUUGGUUCUAAUAGCAAAUGUGAUGAUAGCAGUUACACUGGCACUGAUAGUUCUUCAGCAUUGGACGAAAUUGACCAGGAUGAAGAUGAAGGCAUUGAUUUAAGUCAACAUAGGCAUGAUGACAAACGUAUGGCAGACUUAAAUUCGGAAAAUGAUCCACCCGGGCCAUAUAUUUAUGAACUUUACGCUAUAAUGAUACAUUCUGGAAGCGCUUCUGGAGGACAUUACUAUGCCUAUAUUAAAGAUUUUAAAACAGACCAAUGGUUAUGUUUCAACGACCAAUCAGUUUCAGUUAUCACUAUGGAUGAUAUUGAAAGAAGUUUUGGUGGUGGUCCUGUACGUGGAUAUUAUUCUGGUCAGUACACGUCUAGUACUAACGCUUACAUGCUAAUGUACAGACAAAUAGAUCAUAGGAGAAAUAAAAAUGCAAUGACGCAAGAAGAAUUUCCACCACAUUUAAAAGAUCUUCAUAACUUGAUAGAAAGAAAAGCCGAAGAAGAUAGACAGAUGAAAGAAAAAGAACGUGAUAUGUGUAAAGUAGCUGUCUAUUUAGCUGAUUCUGUAGAUACUGGUACAGAACCCUACCAAUUUCACUGUAGCAAAACCACGAGUGUAGAACAGUUGAAGUUAAUGGCCAUUCAACAAUUUAAAAUCACAAAACCCUGUCAACUAGUUAUUUAUAAUAAACAUGAACGUGAAGUAACAGACAAUCUAGAAGAGAAAAAUAGUUACUUAGUGUGUCAUUUGCGUUAUAACACACCUAGUGUAUUACUUCUCAAAGUAAUUGAAACGGUUGACAGCAGCUCCUUAGCAUCUCCUGGAUUCCUAAUCAUGAAGCUUUUUAUGAUUAAUUUGGAUGACAACGAAGAAGACAUUGAUGUAAUCAAUCCAGUCGAAAUAGAAAUAGAAGAACAUAAGUUACUAUCGGAUCUUGGUACAUUGCUGUUUACAAAGUUUGAUAUAUCAAGAGAGUCUAAUUUGCAUUUCGCCAUGCAAAGCAACUCAAAACCAUUGAAACUCGAAAAUGAUAGAUCAUGUUCUUCGAUAUUCAAUCAUUAUGUGUUUGUAUUCAUUGAACGUCGGAUCAUGAGUCACUCGGCUAUAAUGCAGAAGAUUAAAAGUAUAAUUACACGUUACGAAAAUACCAUCUUAUUGCAGUUUGUAUUACCGGCUCAGGACACAGAACUAUUACAAGAAUUGAUAACAAGUCAAAAAAAUAAGACUCUCAAUGGCCAUGCCGAUAGUAUAUCAAUACAUUCAGUUCAAAAACAUAAAAAUCUUAACAUAUUGUUAGAAGAUUGUGUAUUAUCUACUGAAGAUGGUAAUUUGGUAACAAGUCCUGAAGAUAUGUGUGUCGUGGCUAAUGGUUGUAGCAGUGGUGAUCAAAGCGAAGAUAGUAGUAUCACUGACAGCGAGAGGACAAUCAAAGGUGAUGAAGACUAUCCAAUAGAUUCUCCUGCUUUUGAAAAUGAUCCCAUGAAGGUGUACGAACAUAAUAAAUUGGAUGAAAAUUGGGAUGGAACUGAAGACGAUGAUGAUGAUAACGAUUUUCAGUUAAACGAAAAGUACUUUUUUAAAACUACAACUUUGCCACAAGAAGACAAUGAUGUUUCAGACCGGAUAUAUGCAUAUGUUGAUAAACGAAUGACAGUUAGAGAACUCAAAGAUAAUUUGUUGUCUUUAGUAAAAAUAGAGACUAAUUUUUUCAUCCUAAGACGAUAUAAAUCUGAUACGUCAUUUGAAGAAUUAGCUUUGCCUAGUAGUUCCUUAGAAGAAUUGAACAACUCCGAUAUUGUGUAUAUUACAAUAGGACAAGCUCUACAAGAUGGUGAAUAUCGUGGGGCCAUAUUUUGGCCAGAACCUGUUGAACAAACUAGGGUUGUUAUGAAGAAAAUGUUUGACUGGAUCAUCACUGUCGGUACAUCAGUUUUGGAUACUAAAAAAGAGUUGCUUGCCAAACUGAGUAAAACUCAAAAUAUUGAUAUACCAUUAGAAAGAUGUCGAUUACGUAAAAAAAGAAGCGAAGCUUUAAUGCGAUGUUAUUUUAAUGAAGAAAUUUGGAAUGAAGAUAUUGGUCAAGGAUGGGAGAUGGUCAUUUUAGAUUUAAAAGAUCGUCCUGAAUUAGAGUUAAGCAAAACAAAAAGACUUAUGUUUGUCAAUCACGUUGAAGAAAAUGGAUCACAACAACGUCUUAUCUCAGAAAUGGAAUUUGUUGUUGACAUAGCGUCAGCUACAUCUGCAAAUACACAACUUGCGAGUGAAAUCUCAAAAAAACUUAAUAUUUCCGAAGAUCAAUUGGAGUUGGGUUACACGCAUGGUAACUCAAGUGAUAUAAUAUGGAAAUCUAGUAGUUCCAAUGCUUCAUUUAGUUUAUCUGAUGACAACACUAUACUGUUUUGUCGGAGUGGUAAUUCCUGUAGCAAAGAUGCGACACAAGCUAAAUGGUCACAACGCAGAACGCAACGUAAAGAACGUUCACUGAAAAUACACACACUGAGCAACGAUUGAAUUAUGAUUGUUGAAUACUUUGAUUAUAAAAUAAUAAUUAUUUAUUUAUUUAUAUUGGAGGAGGAUGUCCAUUUGUAAACUUUUGCUUUUUAAUCUUUCUUAUGAAAAAGAAAUUAAUUUAUUAUCAAACCAUUAUACUCCUUCAAUAAUGCUUUUCAGUUAAUUUUUUUUUCAAUAAAUAUGGGCAACUAAGUUAUUUAAAUUUUUUGUCAAUGAAAAAUGUAUACUUGAUUUUUUUUCUGGCUUAAAGUUGUCUUAACUGUCUGUGAUACACAUAACUAAUAAUGAAGUAUAGAUUUUGUAUAAUUAUUAAUGAAUUUAAAAAAUAUAUAUUUUUUCACGCGUCUUAAAA
Molecule: messenger RNA, 4789 nt
Organism: Adelges cooleyi (spruce gall adelgid)
Lineage: Eukaryota; Metazoa; Arthropoda; Insecta; Hemiptera; Adelgidae
Gene: Usp47
Product: ubiquitin carboxyl-terminal hydrolase 47
Exons: 25
Coding region: 292-4437 (1381 amino acids)
Biological process (GO): protein deubiquitination
Cellular component (GO): nucleus; cytosol
Molecular function (GO): cysteine-type deubiquitinase activity; cysteine-type endopeptidase activity
Source: RefSeq, a predicted model, not a curated record